CCUUGUUUUCUGCAGUGCUGUCCUACUGCCAACUUCCGAAUGCAAAGAUGGGGACAUCUCAAAGUUCUCGCCGUGUUGUGGUCGAAGACGGCGAAACAACUGGCGUCGUGAAGAUUUCAGAGUCUGUAGUGAAAAGAAUACGGGGACAAGUUCCAGAUACCAAAGAGAGCUCUUCUUCUGAGCUGCCCUCAAAAUGUACUGUUACAACACAGACAUCACCAGCAUGUACGCAACUUGACAAGGAAGAUGAUUUCUAUCGUCAGUCUUGGAAGGAACUGGAAGAAAGGAACGCAGAACUGCAGAGAAUUACAAACGAACAGUUUGCAAAGGCUGUAGUUGAAGUGGAGAAGAAAUUUUUGAAACACACUAGUUCUCCAGUGUGCCAAAAUCUCCAGUCACGGGUAUAUGAGUGUUAUCUUAGCAACCGAAAUCAAAUCUUAAACUGCGCGGCUGAAGUGAGAGCCUUUUCCACCUGUGUUGAGAGAGCACGACAAAAUGCCCUUUUCAGAAAAGGCUGAAUAGAAUGGAACUUACAAACACCUAAGGACCAUCGGGAGACUAGCUUUCGAGAAAAAGACAGUUACUUCGUGUAAUAAGAACUUUCAAAGACGCCAGAGUGGCAUGGACACUAAUUUGCAUCAUAGACAUUUGACACCUGAUUUUCAACUGCGUAAAUGGGAUUCUUAGUGAGCCUGCUUUUAUUACAGUAAAAAUUUGGUAAAAUAUUUUGAGGUUUUAUUUCAUUCAAUGCUGUUAAUAGUCUUAUAAGUGAAUGAGACUGUGUGGAAGCCUUAUAUUCAUUUGGAAAAGUAGAAUUGUGGAAAACUGUAAUUUAAAAGAGUUACUGAAGAUCUAGGCUAAAUAAAGAUCUUCUGAAAAA
Pomacea canaliculata is the source of this 880-nucleotide messenger RNA. RefSeq names its product MICOS complex subunit MIC19-like. The record is from RefSeq and is a predicted model, not a curated record. Lineage: Eukaryota; Metazoa; Mollusca; Gastropoda; Architaenioglossa; Ampullariidae. Bases 48 to 518 code for a protein of 156 amino acids. Gene Ontology annotation, cellular component: mitochondrion; MICOS complex. Gene Ontology annotation, biological process: inner mitochondrial membrane organization. The transcript is spliced from 7 exons.